CUGCUGUGAGACCGGUCCUGUGCAGCCACGGCUCCUCGUGCCACAACUUUCCUCCGUGGGCACACUGAGCACCUGCUCACCGCGAGCCCCUGCGCUGCCACUGCCGUGGUGACGGAGCUGGGGGCACCGGGGCCGUGCCUGGCACCUGGCUGCCACGUGGGUGCCAGAAAGGGGCAGCUGCAUCCUUUGGCUUUGGAAGCGUGGUGGGGCUGAGACGGGGCCUCAUCCUGCCCCAGCGGAGCCCUCACCCACAGCAAUGCCAUCCCAGAUCCCCGCGUGUGCCCGCUGAACACCGGUGCCAACUGCAAGAUGGGUGCCGGGACGGCAUUGGGCACCGGUGCGAGAGGGAUGCAGGUCAUAGCCUGGCCCAGAGCUGCCUCCUCUUGUGGUGAGCAAACAGCCCCAGAGCUCAGCCUGAUGGUGUGAGGCUCCCCAGCACCAUGGCACUGGCUGGGUGAGCCCCACCAGCGGCACUGCUGAGGGCGAGGAAGAUGCCAACGCAGCUCCGGUGCUGCCCAUCCCGCUGUCCCCCUCGCCCAGGCGCAACGGCCACCGGAGCUGAGCGAUGGAUUCCUUCUGCUUCGUCUGCUUCCAGAAAGAGGAGCUGCAGCCCCUGCACCUCCACAGCGCAGCCAUGAGCGCCGGAUCGAUAGAGCAGGAGCCGUCGCGCAAGCUGGCGUGCUGCGGGGUGCCGCUCAUCACCGAAGACAUGCAGUCCUUGGCCAUCCGCACCCUCUCGGGCACCGACAUCAACAAACACUACGACCUCAUCCGCGAGCUCGGCAAGGGCACCUACGGCAAGGUGGACCUGGUGUCUCACAAAAGCACAGGCACCAAGAUGGCCCUGAAGUUCGUCAACAAGAACAAAACGAAGCUGAAGAACUUCCUGCGGGAGUUCAGCAUCACCAACACGCUCUCCUCCAGCCCCUUCAUCAUCAAGGUCUUCGACGUGGUCUUCGAGACAGAGGACUGCUACGUCUUCGCUCAGGAGUACGCCCCAGGAGGGGACCUCUUUGACAUCAUCCCCCCGCAGGUGGGGCUCCCCGAGGACAUGGUGAAGCGUUGCGUGCAGCAGCUGGGCCUGGCGCUGGACUACAUGCACAGCAAGAGCCUGGUGCACCGGGACAUCAAACCAGAGAACGUGCUGCUCUUCGACCGCGACUGCCGCCGCGUCAAACUGGCCGACUUCGGCAUGACCCGCAAGGUGGGCUGUCGGGUGAAGCGCAUCAGCGGCACCAUCCCCUACACGGCGCCCGAGGUGUGCCAGGCCGGCCGCGCCGAGGGCUUCGCCGUGGACACCAGCAUCGACGUCUGGGCCUUCGGGGUGCUCAUCUUCUGCGUCCUCACCGGGAACUUCCCCUGGGAGGCGGCGGCCGCCUCCGACACCUUCUUUGAGGAGUUCGUGCGGUGGCAGAAGGGCCGCCUGGCGGGGCUGCCCUCGCAGUGGCGGCGCUUCACGGACAGCGCGCUGCGCAUGUUCCAACGCCUGCUGGCCCUCGACCCCGAGAAGCGCUGCCCCGUCAAGGAGGUCUUCUACUUCAUCAAGUACGACCUGAUGGCCGAGGUGCGCCGCCGGCCCUCCUACCGCUCCCGCAAACACGCCGGGGACAAGCUGCCCGCCGGGCCGCACCGCCACGAGCCUGGCGCCUCCUGCACGCCCGCCCCGCUCAAGAGGACCAUCCUGACCGACGGCCCCGGCACGCGGCUCAACGGCCCCGAGCCCAGCGCCGCCUCGUCCGGCCCAGCCAGCAGGACAGAUGGACGGCAGGACAAGGGCAAGGGGCAGAUGGUGCUGGCCACAGCGAUAGAGAUCUGUGUCUGAGGGCGCGGGGCGGUGCGUGGCCCCGCUCCCGGUGGCGCCGUCCCGUCCCUUGGCUGCGGGUGGCUGCAGGGCCGGGGGCUGCGCCUCCAUACACAGAAACAAGAAGAGGACAGAACUGGUUGCGCUCAGUAGCACUGAAGAUGCCGGUGCCGCCAUCUGCCCAGCGGGCAGGAGCUGGGGGGCACCGGUGCUGCCAUCCCCAUCCCGGUGGCCUCGCUGCCCCUCCGGGACCCCCCCACGGUGCUGUGGGGGGAGGUCCUCCUUGACAAUGCGACGGGGCUGUGCGGGGACCCUGGGAAGGCCGAUGAGCCCACGCUUGGAGGAGGCCUUCAGGGUGGCCCCCGCCCCACACCGGGCACCGGGAGGGGACGAGGGGACCGGGAUGGAGGGGACCCCCCCGGCCCCUCCCUGCCACGAUGUAGCAAGUGUCACUGCGUGCCGCCCCAUCCUCCCUGCCCGGAGCGAUGGCCGCAGCGAUGCUCUCUGACAGGGGGGGACAGCCAGCCGGGAGCCACGGGGUCACCCUGAGGACCCCCACGCCGCUGUCCCCUCCGGCCCCCAACUACCGCACAAAGGGCUAUCAUCACGCUCCCGAAGCAGCAGCAGUUUACACAGCAGUCGCCAGGCAGGUGGGGUCCCACUGCCCCUGCGCCCCCACCACCGGCGCCGCUGCCCCGUCCCCACGUCCCCAUGCCCCCGUGUCCCCAUAUCCCCAUGUCCCCGUGUCCCCGUGUCCCCGUGUCCCCGUAUCCCUGCGUCCCCGUGUCCCCCCGCCCGCAGGGCCCAGGUCUGGUGGUAGAAGUAGCACUGCACAGACGUAGAGAUGUUAGGUGCGGUUCGUCCUCCUUUUUGCCUUAGGUCCCUCCACGUCCCGAUCUUUCGUGCAAUAAUGUAGAUAAGGAGCCCCGGUGCCGAUGGCCGCGCUGCCGCUCGGUUUCGGGUUUUUAUUUCGGGUUCCCCCGGCCGCCGGGCGCCGGAUCUUCUUCCCGUAGGAGAGGCUGUAGUGUCACAGACGUUACCUCAGUUUGUCACUGUCAAAAAGGAAAAAAAAAAAAAAAAAAGU
Molecule: messenger RNA, 2885 nt
Organism: Tympanuchus pallidicinctus (lesser prairie-chicken)
Lineage: Eukaryota; Metazoa; Chordata; Aves; Galliformes; Phasianidae
Gene: SBK1
Product: SH3 domain binding kinase 1
Exons: 4
Coding region: 566-1822 (418 amino acids)
Biological process (GO): peptidyl-serine phosphorylation; peptidyl-threonine phosphorylation
Molecular function (GO): protein serine/threonine kinase activity; ATP binding
Source: RefSeq, a predicted model, not a curated record